AUGCCUGUCAGCAGUGACGACGUCAAGAACGCGUCGGGACUCACCUCCAGUGAGAAGCAGAUUAUCCAGAGCAUUAAGGAGUUGUACACAUGCAAGCCCACCGACAGCACGUACGAAAUGUACACAGAGACUGCGGUCUUUCACGACCCCAUAGGCAUCGCGGAGGGUGUCAAGUCGAUCCGCGCACAGUUUAAUGGGCUUGCCAAGCUGUUCCCCCGCGCGGAAAUACCUAAACUUCGUGUGCUCGAGAACCCGCCCUCCGUUCCCAAGAGCACGCUGCUCAUCGACCAGGACGUGUCGUACUACCGCAACCCCCAGGGUGAACCAAUCAAGACCAUCAAUUCUCUAUUGACAAUCGAGACGAACGACCAACACAAGGUUACGCGUCACACGGAAGAGUGGAACCACCGCCGCGAGACUUCUGCAGAAGAUGGGUUCAUGGGCAUGCUCAACGAAGGUAGGAAGAAGUUUACGGCGAACUUCACGGGGAUGUUCGUCAGCCAAGCACCACCAGAACAGAAGAACGAAAGUUGA
Messenger RNA from Epithele typhae, 534 nucleotides. RefSeq lists its product as uncharacterized. NCBI's taxonomy places the organism in Eukaryota, Fungi, Basidiomycota, Agaricomycetes, Polyporales, Epitheliaceae. The transcript has 6 exons. Bases 1 to 534 code for a protein of 177 amino acids. The record is from RefSeq and is a predicted model, not a curated record.